UUAAACCUACAGGAGGUCUAAAUGGGGCGUGUUUGUUUUUAAAAAAUAAUAUGUUUUUGGUAAUCUCAUAAAGCUUUACACAUAAAGAAUUGUCAUGUUGUUGGUUUAUGCAUUUUGUUUUUUUUUAAUUUUCUAGAAGAGUAUGGAAAAGACAGUAGAUGUAAUAAGUAUGCGUGAAAUGAUCAGAAGAAGUUCAAGAACCGCAGAAGCCUAUGAACAUCUCCCAAAACAUGCGCUUUCACUUUCAGAGUCGUCAGAGAGAGAUGCGACAGUGGAUGUGAGACCUGUCGCUAGUUCUCUUCCAAACACCCGUAGACUUUCUGAUUUAGAGGGAUGUCCCAGUAUUCAUCCUGCAAGAGACAAAAUAUACCCUAGGAGAUCCUACAUUUGUGUAGGAAUCUUAUUUUUUGUCAAUCUCAUAAAUUAUAUGGAUAGAUUUACAGUUGCAGGAGUUUUGACAGAUAUCAAAGAAUAUUAUGAGUUAGAUAAUUCCGAGGCAGGUCUGUUACAGACAAUCUUUGUUAUUAGCUACAUGGUUAUGGCUCCAGUCUUUGGUUACCUUGGAGACAGGUACAACCGAAAGUUCAUUAUUGGCUGUGGAGUUUUGUUCUGGAGCUUAACUACACUUCUUGGUUCAUUUGUACCAUCUGGGUAUGUUGGGGUUUUCAUGGUUCUUCGAGCAUUCGUGGGAACUGGCGAGGCUAGUUACUCCACUAUUGCACCAACUAUUAUUGCAGAUCUAUUUUUUCAUUCAAUGAGAUCAAAAAUGCUCGCCCUGUUCUACUUCGCCAUUCCUUUUGGCAGUGGUUUGGGUUAUAUAGUUGGAUCUGAAGUUGCUAACCUAUUUGGGAAUUGGAAAUGGGCCUUGAGGGUUACUCCAGUUCUUGGUCUCCUUUCUGUCAUAUUGACGUUUACUACACUUCACGACCCACCAAGAGGGCAGGCUGAUGGAGGUUCUCCUUUGAAAAACACAAAUUUGAAAGAAGAUGUACAAAGCAUAAUAUCCAAUCGUACUUUUAUGUGGUCAACUGGAGGUGUCACCUGUGUGGCUUUUGCUGUUGGUGCCUUAGCUUGGUGGGCUCCUUCCUACAUGACGUAUGCUAUCAGUGUGAAUGGAAACGAUGCCGAUAAAAAUAUGGUCAAUUUUAUAUUUGGAGUAAUUACGUGUGUAGCUGGAAUAACUGGUGUAAUUCUGGGCUCGGCAAGUUCACAAUACUAUCGUCGAUUCAGCGCUCGAGCUGAUCCAAUUGUUUGUGCCUUUGGUGUUUUAGGCAGUGUACCUUUAGUGUUUGCGGGUAUUGCUGUUGCCCACAUUAACAUACUUCUGUAUCCUGGGCCCUGAUCUUUUUUGGAGAGACCUUCUUGUGUAUGAAUUGGCCUGUUGUAGCUGAUAUACUACUGUAUUGUGUAAUACCUACUCGAAGAGCACUGGCUGGAGCUGUACAGAUACUGGCAUCUCACAUGUUUGGAGAUGCUUCUUCUCCAUACAUCAUAGGAGCAGUUUCCGAUGCUGUGAUGAAUGGUCAGUCAGAAUCUAACCUACUCAAGUUCGUUAGCCUUCAGUAUGCUUUGUACAUCACUACUUUUGUGCUAGCCAUUGGAGGGCUUUGCUUCAUCGUGACAGCAUGGUACAUCGUAGAUGAUAGGGAGAUGUGUGAGAGGCUUACACAUGGGGAAAGUGCAACUCCAUCUGUGUCCUCAGAUGACAGCAGUCCUGCUGAAGGAGGGGAAGAACCUGAUAUGGGCAUCACGGUGAAUGAUGUGCGAAACUUGAUUGUAUAGUUAUUAAACAGGACGAUUAGGAGUCAGUGUCAGAAUUUUUAGUUCAGACAUUAUUGAUUUCAAAAUUGAUCAGGUAGAUGAAGAGCUUGUGUAUAAUAAUAAUUCAAAAUUUGGUUGAUUGCAAAAACUAGGAUACUUGAUAACUGAACAUGCAGGGAUAUUAAUUUAUUUUACUUUGUGUCUUGUUGUGAAAUUAUUGCUCUCUGAACACCAAAAAAAAAAUUUAUAUGACAGAUUUUCUACACUGGUAGUGCCCGACCUCACAUAUCCUCUGGAGUUACGACAAAAAUGUUUUGUGAGGGUACACAAGAAUCUUUAAAAAAAACAC
This is a messenger RNA of Limulus polyphemus (Atlantic horseshoe crab), 2110 nucleotides long. RefSeq names its product protein spinster-like. Gene Ontology annotation, molecular function: transmembrane transporter activity. Gene Ontology annotation, biological process: transmembrane transport. The coding region runs from base 143 to 1342 and encodes 399 amino acids. The transcript is spliced from 11 exons. NCBI's taxonomy places the organism in Eukaryota, Metazoa, Arthropoda, Merostomata, Xiphosura, Limulidae. The record is from RefSeq and is a predicted model, not a curated record. Gene Ontology annotation, cellular component: membrane.